GCAUAAGAAAGAAAAAAAUCCAGUAGAAGACUUUAAAUGGAUGAAAAAUAUGACAAGAUAUAUAUAUGGUAAAAAUCCAGAAUGGAGCAAGCGAUGGGAUUCUUGUACAUCGUUGUAUAUUCCCUGCAAUGUAGAAAUGAAGCACUGGAUUGCACUUAAAGUGGACUUUGCCGAACGGACUAUAUAUGUAUAUGACAGCAUGAAGAGUUUGACUCGUUUUGGAAAAUUGCAAAAAAUCAUUCAUCCAAUUGUGAAGGUGAUUCCUAGAAUGAUGAAGGAAAGUUUGUUAUUCGGGGAAAACUACCCACACAAGCAGUUUCUAUGGCGUCGACAUACAGACGUUCCACAACAAAACAAUGCGGGAGAUUGUGGGAUGUACGUUAUCAAGUUCAUAGAGCUUUUAUCGGCGGGAUUAGACGUGAAACUUAUGUCCGAUACUAUGAUUGACAGUUGGAGGAAGAAACUAGCCGUUGAAGUUUUUGCUAUGCAUUUCGAUCCAUAAUUGUUUUUUCAGUAUAUUUUGCACAUUUAUGUGGUUGGAAGAUUGAGAACUCUGAUGCUA
Olea europaea var. sylvestris is the source of this 562-nucleotide messenger RNA. RefSeq names its product sentrin-specific protease 1-like. NCBI's taxonomy places the organism in Eukaryota, Viridiplantae, Streptophyta, Magnoliopsida, Lamiales, Oleaceae. The record is from RefSeq and is a predicted model, not a curated record. The coding region runs from base 41 to 502 and encodes 153 amino acids. The transcript has 2 exons. Gene Ontology annotation, biological process: protein desumoylation. Gene Ontology annotation, molecular function: deSUMOylase activity. Gene Ontology annotation, cellular component: nucleus.